GGUGUGCUAGUGCUAGAGAGAGGGUGAGGGAGAGAGCAAGGGGGACAAAGUGCUCCUCCGGGAUCGUAUCGGAGCCUUCUCCCUUCUCUCGCCUUCCUCUCUCCUCCUGGUACACGGCAUGCUUGUGUCCAUUUAAGUUGGGGAGGCCCUGGAGAGGAUACACAAUGGAGCGAAGAGCCUGUGGCAACUGGGCCGUUGUACUGCUGAGAGGGGGAUGGGGUAGAGAGAGGACCGGUUCACACAGCUAACACAGCCUGCUGGCUGUAGGCUUCCUCAGCCUCUCCUCCCCUCCUGGACCAACUGGUUCCAGGCCGGGGCCUUUUUCCUGGAAACAGCCACCCCCCCAAAACUCUGCUUGGACUACACUAAGGAUUACUCACCAUGUUCUGUGGGAUUUUAGUAUACAAAACUGGAGCCUGAAGACUAAAUCUCUCCCGUGUUUUGGAUGAGAGAAAAGAAAGAACAAACUUCUGUGUGAUUCUUUCGAGCCCUUGUUUUUUUUGGUUUCUGUUUCUGUUUAGUGGAGUUCAUAAAUGGAUUACAAGAUGCACGCCAAGUCAAACGAUUUGCUGGAUUUUCAGAAACUGGACGCCCUUCUGGAAAAAAUUGCACAUUCAGUCUCUGUAAAAAGAGAGUCCAGCGAGGAGUGCAAUGGGAUCAGCAGUGCUCUGUCAGUGGAGUCUGUGCCGGGGCCAAGACUGAACUGGUGUCCUGCCAACACCUCUACCCCGGCCCCUGCCCCUGCCCCAGCUCCAGCUCCCCCCCCGGGGCACGGGCCCAUGCUCAACCCACACAGAAUGGGGGACGGCCUGGACGCAGCGCAGAUGUCGGGUGGCAGCAGCAGCCAGGGGCAGGCCCAGUCCUCGGGUCACCCCUCAGCCCCUGACUGCGUCAUUCCCGACAGGCCAAAGCGCCAGACCAAUCAGCUGCAGUUCCUGCUCAAGGUGGUGGUGAAGACGAUGUGGAAGCACCAGUUUGCCUGGCCCUUCCAUGCACCAGUGGAUGCAGUCAAACUCAACCUGCCUGACUACUACUCAAUCAUCAAAAUUCCUAUGGACAUGGGAACAAUCAAGAGAAGGCUUGAGAGCAGUUACUACUUGAAUGCCCAAGAAUGUAUCCAAGACUUCAACACAAUGUUUACCAACUGCUACAUAUACAACAAGCCUGGAGAUGACAUAGUCCUGAUGGCUGAGUCUCUAGAGAAGUUUUUCCUCGGGAAGAUCACAGAAAUGCCUCAGGAAGAAACUGAGAUCGUUGUCAUGACAGGGAAAGGACGCGGGCGGGGCAGGAGAGAGGGAGGCCUGAGCUUGAAACCAGGGGCCAUCAUUGAUCCUUCGUCCACGACUCCUCACACCCGUGGUCUGUCAAACCUCUCAGCAUCCCCGCUGACCCGAGGACCUGUGCAGGGCCCACCUUCACUACCUCCCCAGCCUCUGAUGCAGGCCCACGUGCCCCCGACGUUACCCAGCCACGCGCCUCAGCUCGGUGGUCCCUACUCCCUGGGCCAAUCGGACUGUGCUCCUCAAGUUCCCAUCAUGACUUCUGUGCCUCCCCCUGCUCAGACUUCCCUUCCUCCAGCAUCCAUCCAGAACACUGCCCCCAUGCUGCAGAACCCUGUUACCAUGACCAAACCCUGCAGUCAGUCGAACCCGCACAUGAUCCGAUUUCUCAACAAGUCUUUGGAAAUAAAGCAAAGAAAGAGCCAGAAAAGGAAAGCAGACACUACAACGCCCACAGCAAACGACCAACUCAGUGAAUCUUCGCCAGCAGAGUCCAAAUCUGGGAAGACGUUACCCAGGCGAGAGAGUACCAGACCUACAAAACUGAUUAAGAAGGAGGCUCCAGACUCUCAGCAUCACAUAGGCCUGGGUAUCGGACUGAGCGGACCAAGCGGAGGUCAUAGCCCCAAACCUCAAGAUCAACUGGGAUAUUGUGCUAGUUUGGUUAGGGACAUGCUGUCAAAGAAACACGCUGCCUACGCCUGGCCAUUCUACAAACCCGUUGACGUGGCUGCACUUGGACUACAUGAUUAUCACGAUAUCAUCAAACAUCCCAUGGACCUAAACACCAUCAAGGCAAAGCUGGAGAACAGGCAAUACCGGGAACCCCAGGAGUUUGCUGCUGAUGUACGAGUAAUGUUUUCCAACUGCUACAAAUAUAACCCACCAGACCACGAGGUGGUUGCUAUGGCACGCAAACUACAGGAUGUCUUUGAGAUGCGUUUUGCCAAGAUGCCCGAUGAACCUGAGAGCAAACCUCUGGUUUCUGCCCCGGCUCCUACACUUCACCAUCCGGCCCCUGUGAAGCCUCCACCUCCUCUGGCCCGCAUCGCCUCGUCUUCAGACAGUUCCAGUGACUCAUCUUCUGAGUCUGAGUCUUCCACCGAUGACUCUGAAGAGGAGCGAGCCCAGAGGCUGGCUGAGCUCCAGGAACAGUUGAAGGCUGUCCACGAGCAGCUGGCCGCCCUGUCUCAACCACAAGUCAGCAAACCAAAGAGAAAAGAGAAGGAGAAGGAGAAGAAAGAGAAGAAAAAAGAGAAGCAUAAGAAGAAGGGAAGCAUGCCUAGCCUUGUGGAUGAAAUGCAAGACACUAUACCUGUUUCGCAGAUCUCUAAGAAGAACAAGUCGAGUAACAACAAAGAGGUUGUUUCCAAGAAGAAACACAGUAAAAAGGAAGGGAUGAAAAGCCACCAUCCACCCAAUCUGCAGCCGGUUCCUAGCCUGGAAGAUGACCUUGGGGCUGCUGGGUCAUCAGCGUCAGGGGAAAAGGGCAAGCCCAUGACAUAUGAGGAGAAAAGGCAAUUAAGCUUGGACAUCAACAAGCUUCCAGGUGACAAGCUUGGCCGCGUAGUACAUAUUAUCCAGUCCAGAGAGCCCUCACUUAAAAACUCAAACCCUGAUGAGAUAGAGAUUGACUUUGAGACGCUAAAGCCUUCCACUCUGCGCGAGCUGGAGAGAUACGUUUCUUCCUGCCUCCGCAAGAAGAAAAGGGCUCCAGUUGAGAAGACUUUGGAGUCCAUGGCUACCUCCAAGAAGAUGGGCUCUUCUUCAGAGAGCACCGGCUCCAGCUCGGACAGCGAAGCAGAAGGGACAGAAAUAAUAAAACACCAGAAAAAGAAGAGCCAGUCUGUAAAGGAGGGGAAGAAGAUGCAUCUUCACGCACAGAGCGGCUCUGCUCACUCUGGGCUUCACUCCCAGCCUGCAGGCCUUCAGCCGAGUCAGAUCAAGCACCAUCAGCCUUCUCCUGCAGGCUUCAUGGCCCCCCCCGUAGCGGCUCUGGAGUCUUCACAGCUACUGGAGACUGGCUUCGAGUCCAUGCCACCUUUCAACCAGCCCCUCGUGCACCUGUCUCACCACUCGGGCAACUCCUCCUCACCUCCACCCCCCCACCUCAAUGCUCAUUCUGCUGAGCCUGUGUCCCCUGAGACCCACCCCUUCCUAAACCAGCAUCUCGUCCUCCCGCCUCCAGCCUUGCACAGUUCCAUGCCGCAGCAGCCGUCUCGACCCAGUCACAAGGCAGCGCCGCUUCAUCCUAAACUCCCUCAGCAGCAACAAGCAGCUCCUCCUCCUCCUCCUCCUCCUCCUCCGCAGCCAACCCUGCAGCAGCAUCAACACCCGCAGCAGCAACAACAACAACAACAACAACAGCAGCAGCACCAACAACAGCAGCAACAACAACAGCAGCAGCAACAACUACAACAACAACAACUACAACAGCAACAACAGCAGCAGCAGCAGCAGCAGCCGCUGCAGGUCCAGUCAGCAGCGCCCCCACAGCAUCAGCUCCCCCCUCAGAUCCUUCACCCCCCUCAGCCUCUGCACCAACGGCCCAUGUCCCCCCCAACACUCACACCCCAGGGCUUGCUGUCUUCUCAACCUCCUCAGAUGCUGCUGGAGGACGAUGAAGAACCGGGGUCUACAACGCCUUUGAACCAAGUCCAGUUAUACCUGCAGCAGUUCCAGCAGCCCCGGCAGCCGCAGCAGUCCAUGCAGUCGCUGCAGGCGCAGGCUCGUCAGCAGCAGCAGCAGCAGCAGCAGCCGGCACAGACUUCUCUCCUGCAGUCGGUCCAGGGUCAAUCUCAACUCUCAUCUCAGGCGACGCUGCCUCCUCCCCAGCUCCCGGUUCAGUCCCAGGCUCCUCCUGCCCCAGCACAUCAGCCCCCGCCCCAGCAGAUGCCUCUGCUCCAGGCCCGCCACAUGCAGCACACGCAGCAGCAGCAGCAGCAGCAGCAGAGCUACCAGCAGGGUGCUGGACUCGCUGCUCAGUCGCUGGGACCACAACACAAGGUUUCAAUCUCUACCAACAAAGCACAGCAGAUCCUCCAGCAGCAGCAGGACCUGUCCUCGCCUCGCCCGGUCAAGGCUGACCCCUACACAGGUCACAUGAGGGACAACCCAUCCCCUCUUAUGAUGCAUUCCCCACAACUCCCCCAGUAUCCUCCCGUGUCUCACCCGUCUCCACCUCACAACGUGCAGCCCAAAAAGCAGAGGGCCCCUGGGAGCCAAGGUGGGUUGAAGGAGGAGAAACUCGCUCCAUCACCAGUGAUGAGAGGAGAGUCUUUUAACCCUGCAAUGAGACCAGACCACCACAAACACCCCGAUAAUAAACCUUCUCAACCAGGCCACGGCCAACAGAAUGUGAAGUCCAUGGACAGCUCACGUCCCGUCAUCCGCUCCUCUGAGUCCAGUGGGCCACCGCCCUCCCUGCAAGACAAGGACAAGUUCAAGCAGGAGUCCAAGACGCCUGUUGCCCCCAAGAAAGUACAGGAUGUGAAACUAAAGAACAUGGGCUCAUGGGCCAGUCUGGCACAGAAGUCCACGUCUACGCCCAUGUCUGCAGUGAAAUCAUCGAGUGACAGUUUUGAGCAGUUCCGUCGUGCUGCUCGGGAGAAAGAGGAGAGAGAGAAAGCCCUGAAGGCCCAAGCUGAGCAGGUGGAGAAGGACCGGCUACGCAGGGAGCAGGACAAGCUACGAGGUCGGGAUGAAGACGACGUCAUGGAGACGACCAGGAGGGUUCACGAGGAGCCACGCCGGCGCCAGGAGCAGCAGCACAUCCAAGCCGCUACGCAACAACAACAACAACAGCAGCAGCAACAACAACAACUACAACAACAACAGCAGCAGCAGCAACAACAGCAACAACAACAACAACAGCAGCAGCAGCAGCAACAGGAGCCCCCCCCGGCCGCCAUUCAGCAGCCUCCUCAACCCCCCACGCCGCCUCAGCCCGCCGCACAGAACCCGCUCGACCAACAGAGGGAGCUGGCACGCCGCCGAGAGCAGGAGAGGAGGAGGAGAGAAGCGAUGGCAGCGACUAUUGACAUGAAUUUCCAAAGUGACUUAAUGGCUAUCUUUGAGGAGAACCUGUUUUGAGGAGAGGAGCAACUGAAACGUAACUGCAAAAAAAAACAAAAAAAUGACGAUUCCCUUUGGUAAAAGAACCUUGGAUGAUUGACACUUCCUCUAAAGUGAGAUUUGCUGACCACGCCCCCCAGAGGGACGCCGGGCUGUGUGCAGACGUGACGGACGCUCACAGCCGCCCGGGACGGUCUCAUUGUCCUGGAUGUAACUUCCGAGGGAAGGACCCCCCACCCCCCCCUAGUCGGCACAGUUGCCUUUUGUCACACUUGCUUCUAACAGUGUGCGUGGUUGCAAACAAUAACCGCAAGAGAAGAGACAGUAACUAUGAACAUGCUCUGAUAAUGUACUGACGGACUGCGUUUUGAAACUGCCAGAGGAGGUGAAGAAGAGGACUGGUCGGUUUUGUUUGUUGUAAGUGAACACAUGAAUGGUUGGAGUGGAGCGAGGGGGGGGCGGGGCAACUUCCAUACUGUAAAUCCUGUAUAUUUCUCAGCGGAGAAGGUACACUUUGCCUUACACCUCUUUCCUAAACAGACCAUAAUGUCCUGUGGCCUGCACACAUGGACAAACCAAUAACAUUUAAAAGCAGGAGUAGGAGCAGUGCAGACCUUUUUCAUCAUGUAGUAUCUACUGUAAAGAAGUAUUUUCUUAUACUACAAUAACUGUUUAUUUUAUUUUUUCCCCUUCUCUGAAUCUUCACACCAACACACUCCGCCACUUACGUCUAUGCCAAACAACCCAUUCUCUUUUAUUCUCUAUUACUUGUCCUAAAACACGCUCGGUAGUGGGCGGGGGAUAAAAACCCCUGCGUAUAUGCAUCAAUCAUAGAUCCAGUGAGGAUUUUAUCAGACACAGAAUCAUUUUGAAGUUUUUAACCUGCCUUGUAUUUCUUAUUUAAAGCCGCAACAGGAAACUGGUUAGCAGAAGAGUAGAAAGGUCCGGUUGUUUUCCGAGUUUUAGUUGAAAUCUAAUUUAACUACGAGUGUUGCACCGUUAUUUGUAUUACACUUUUAGACAUGAAGUUGGAAAUGUUCAUAUCAUCGGCUCGUUCGCAGCAGUCACGUGAGGAGUCGAGGAGCCCCCCCCCCGCGGGUUUUGGAUCACAUGUCAACAAGCGUUCGAGGGAGGAAGGGAACAAUCGGGAAUAAAAACAAACACUCGCCACCUUUCUGUAGCUGUGAAUCAGGUUAGGAAAGAAUAGUUGAAGGGAUGAGAGAGAGCUCCUGGUUACGUCACCACGGGCACAGUGUCGACGACACACAAAUAAAAAGACAAAAACGAUUACAAAAGUCACAAAUCUGAAAACGCUGAAAAAAAACAGUUUUGAUUUCUAUAUUUGUUCUUGUUCGAUAAUAGUGGAUGUGAGUUCUGAUUCUGUUCUUGGAGUUGUCGUCUGGAGUCGCGGAUGAGUGGAAGUCUGAAACGCAUCUCGUCCUCUCCACUCGUCUCUCAUGGUGUUUUUCUCCAGUGCCUGUAUUGUAUUGCAAUUCUCGUUGGCUUAUAUUACACUUCGAGGGGGUCUAGAAAGGGGGCGAGUCCGGAAUUGGGUGGUGUAAUAUUUGACCGGGGAGGGAGAUUUUUGAAAGAGUUUGUGUAAAAAAAAAUAAAAUGACAUAAAAAAAAGGAAAAGACAGCAUUUUAUAUUUUACCCGGUGUCAAUAUUCGGGUUUUAAAUUUAGUUUUAGCUGGAGUGUACACACCUGACAACUACUUUCUCCUUUUGUUCAAUCAGCAGAUUUUAGAUAGAGAUGUUUCAGCAUUGCCACACUUAGCGUGUGAGUCUGGUCUGUGAGUGUGACUGUGUAAAUUUGGACGAUUGCGUGACUGUGUGUUAUUGUUAUUAAUUUUUUUUAAGUGUGUGGUACAAGGAGGUAUGUUCCGCAAUGUAGAUAAGCAUUCUAUUGAGGAGGAGGAGGAGACGGAGGAGGAGAAACAGAUGAACAGUACUUCAGGAGAAUUUUGUUUUUGUGCUUAAGUCACCUUUUUUAAUUUCCAUGAAGUCCACCAUAUAUGAAUAUAUAAUUUUUAUUAUUAGACUGGUUUUGAAAGGGUAAAAAAAACAAAAAAAAAAUUCAUUCCUGUUUAGCCUUUUUGUUUCUUUUCACAGUAACUGUUGGACAUAAUGUGCCAUGAGUUCUACCGAGAAUGUGCUGACCCGCAGCUCAGCCCAGAGUUUGCUUUAUUCAGGUAUUUUAUUUUGUGUUACAUGUGUUCUGUUUGGGGGGGGGGUUUUGUUCAAACCUUUUCCUCGAUUAUCGUUUGGUAUGUGACUGGUCUAUCGAGGUUCCUGAUCUGUUAUAAGUCUGUUAUGAUCAUUGAAUAAACUCAUUUCUUUUAUAGAAAAUAAAAAAUAAACGAAAAA
Limanda limanda (common dab) is the source of this 7722-nucleotide messenger RNA. It is a transcript of the gene brd4, whose product is annotated as bromodomain containing 4. Gene Ontology annotation, biological process: chromatin remodeling; positive regulation of transcription elongation by RNA polymerase II. Gene Ontology annotation, cellular component: chromatin; nucleus. Bases 534 to 5372 code for a protein of 1612 amino acids. The transcript is spliced from 20 exons. Lineage: Eukaryota; Metazoa; Chordata; Actinopteri; Pleuronectiformes; Pleuronectidae. The record is from RefSeq and is a predicted model, not a curated record.